AAAAAAAAUGUCUAAUAACAGAUAUUAGGAUCCAUUUGCAUAAGAUUCCUUCUGUGAAGAUCUAUAAUACUUUCACUUUGAUCCUCUUCCCGAUUAUUCUUCUCCAAUCCUUGAAAGGGGAGAAAUUAAUUUUUUUGAAAAUGAAGAUGAAGGCCCAGACACUGAGAAAAUAACGAGUACCUGUGAUAAAAAAUAAUUGAUGACAACAUCCAAGAAAAUAGGAAAAGUCCAACAGAUUAAAAAAGUAAAGGAACAACCUAGUAGAUCAUAGUCAGAAAAAAAAAAGGGUGUUUAUAUGCUUCCUGGAGAGAGCAAAAACAUCCCAAAAAACUUCACUAGAGCAUUAAAACAUUUUAUAGUCUCUCAAUUUGAUUCUAGUGUAUAACAAAACUCAGAAAUUAAGAAGUUCUUAGGUACUAAACCAGAGAAGGCUUGCAAACAAACCUUAGAAAACUCAUUGAAAAAUUGUUAACAACUUAAAUAAAUAUCUAAGAUGUUCUUUGGAAACAUAUAAUGGGGAAAUAUCUUUUUGGAUGAAAACAAGGUUGAACUAGAACCAUAUUUCAGAUUCAACUAGAUAUGGUUUGGGUCAAGAAAUUGAUUUUUUUAUUCUAUUCCUAUUAUUUAUACAAAUUCUUCAAA
This is a messenger RNA of Paramecium octaurelia, 642 nucleotides long. The record is from the annotation of a GenBank genome assembly. Lineage: Eukaryota; Ciliophora; Oligohymenophorea; Peniculida; Parameciidae.